AGGAUACUGUCUUGUAGUUUCUCCAAUGCAGGUGCGUGAAAAUAAAGCUCGCCAUGUUGUCGAUAGUAGAAAAGGUAUACUGUUGGAUGAAGGUGACAUAAUAUUCACUUUCUGUCCUCUCUCACCUAAGAAUGCCGUCAUCCGAAUACUUAGGUAUCCUCUCUCAUACCUGAGAAUGUCCUCUCUCAGCUAAGAAUGCAAAUACUUGAUAAGUCGCCGUCAUCCUUUGAGUCUUAAAUCUCUACUCAUUUUACCAAAAUACAACUAAUAUAGAUCAAGAAGAUGUCCUUUCGCGUUCGAGGUGUGGUCUCUGGCUUGCUCCGACGUUGCGAACCAGUACGCUGUGAAGAACGCAGAGAGGAUUGCUCCAGCCGGCGCCAUCUCGUAGGCUGUGGUGGUGGAUCUUCUUCAAGCUCAGGCUCUAGCACAUCGAAUACCAAUUGCUCUCCGUCUCAAAAGAAGAAAUGUGCUGGUAAGGGAGCCGGUCAAUGUGGUCGUGGAGGCAAGUCGUGCAGCUCUAGUCGAAGUCAACACCAGAAAGAACAGGGAAAGGAUUAUAUUCCUCUGCCCGACCCCCAUGAGUUUCGAGAUUUGGGUCGGUUUCCGGAUACCACAGAUGGCCACUACGCAUUCGGGAAGAAACUCGGAGACGAAAUGAAGACGCAAGUGCAAGCCUUCGUCUACAGUGAACCUUGGUAUCUGGAAGCUUGGUCAGCAGUCGAGACGGACCCUGACGUGGCAACGUAUUCCCGCUACCUGCGGAACUUCAACGAGGCGAGCUAUCCGAAAUACUUUUUUAUGAGAAUCAAGGUUUGAAGUUAACCAGAGCUAGUCUGAAGUUAGCCAUAGUCUGAAGUUAGCCAUAGCUAGCCUGAAGCUAACCAUAGCUAGCUUGAACCUAACCGUCGUUAGUUUGAAGCUAACCGUAGCUAGCCUGAAGUUAACCACAGUUAGUUUGAAGUUAACCAUAGCGAGGCUGACGCUGGCCAGCGCUAGUCUGAAGUUAACCAUAGCUAGCUUGAAGUUAACCAUAACUAGUCUGACGCUGGCCAGCGCUAGUUUGAAGCUAACCAUAGCUAGUUUGAAGCUAACCAUCGUUAGCCUGAAGUUAACCAUAGCUAGUUUGAAGUUAGCCACAGCUAUUUUGAAGUUAGCCAUAGCUAGUCUGAAGUUAGCCAUCGUUAGUUUGAAGUUAACCCUAGCUAGUUUGAAGUUAGCCAUACCCAUAGCUAUUUUGAAGCUAGCAGUUGCAGUAGCUAUUUUGAAGUUAGCCAUAGCUAGUUUGAAGUUGGCCGUAGUUUGAAGUAUGCCAACUAUCCCCCCUGAUCUCCCUCCCUCACCCUUAUUCAUAAGACCCGAAUUGCGAGGUCUAGCCGCGGGCGCAGACGUGCCUUUCGACCGAAUAUGGGUUGCGGUGGGACAGCAAGAAGUCUUAGGUAUGCAGUACACUGCGGCAGUCGGACGUCCGCGUGGUUGCAGUGAUAUUGUUACUCCGAAUACCGUCUGCCACAACGAAGAUGGGAGUGUGGAUCUUAUACGACAAGGGAAAUUCAUACGCUUCGGCUUUCUAGAGGCAGGGACGAACAGGAAGUCUUCGACGCGCGAUGCAAUUUAUGGACAAAUUGUUGGAUCAGAAGUACGAGCACCGAAUGGAUAGAGAACUUUUCUCACUACAAAGUGAAAUUUCGUACAAAAUUCAAAUUGCUGCUAAUUCCCAUGGGCGACUGGUUUCUGCUAUCCAGGCGCACUUCCAGGCUGGGGCCCCUGCUACAACUCCGCGGGUGUGGCUUACUCCAUCAACUUCCUCUUUCCGGAGAGUCCCACGUUAGCACCAGGUAUUGAAUUAAUCUGGAUCUUCUUCUAUGUACAGUAAAAAUACAAGUGAGUCUGUGAUUGUGAAAGAGCGAAAUAGAGCAUGUGGUCAUGAUGUGAACAUUCUUUUGCACAAUAUGCUUCUUCCUUUCCAGGUCUAGCAUCCCCCUUCGGCUCAGCAGUUGCGCUAGCAAGUAGGGACUACGCGUUUAGCGACUCUGUAUGGGAGCCACUUGAGAAAAGCACUAGAUUCCGAAGUGGCCUAGCAUUUGGGCAGAAUUUGAAUAUCGGACAGACGAGGCGUGGGGAUGUUAUGGUCAACAUUUAGUGUCUAUCUUUCUCAGGAGCAUCUGCCCUGUAUUAUUCGUAUGAAGUGGCACAAAAAUAGUUGUAAAGGGGUCCGGAUGACGAGGGGACCGAAGUGAAUGAAAGCUGACGCUAAUGAUAGACGCCCGCAAAGAGUGAUUACUGCCGAACAAGGUCCAGGGUCAUAUGCACAUGUAGUUGCCUUGGGGCGAGCGUCUGUGCGUUGUGACGUAGGCAUGAAGAAGGCUCCUGGGAAAUCGAAGAGCGUGAGGAGUGUCUCACUUACCCCACUCGAUCCGCCAGCAAAGACUUUCGAUCUUGUGACUACUUGCCGCGCGCAGGAAGGGCUGAAUUAUGUUGAGGUCGCGUAUAUUAAGUACUAGCACAUUCGUGAAAAAAGUUCGUACUAGGUAGCUGCAACUAUCUACAAAGUGUCAUUUUAGUUAGUCAGACAUUUUUCAACAAUUCGAGUCCCUACACCUGCCACGAGAUGAAAGAUCAUAAAACGAUCAAGUAAGUACUCUUUCGUUGCAAGAUCCUCUUCCUCAUCCAUUAAGUAAGUACUCUUUCGUUGCAAGAUCUAGAUCCUCAUCCUCAUCCAUUAAGUAAGUGCUCUUUCGUUGCACAUCCUCAUCCUCAUCCAUUAAGUAAGUACUCUUUCGUUGCACAUCCUCAUCCAUUGAUAAUGUCAAUAGUAUUGUCCCUUCUCCUUCUUGUGAACAUCCCUUGUUCAUGCUUCUUCGGCGCAGCCUUUUGUUUUUCACGGCAAUCGAUACAAUCGGAAUACUUCGAACAUGCCUGCAUCCUCGAACCCUGGCCCGUGUAAGCGAACGCAGCAAUUCGACCGUCUCUACAGGAGUUCCUUCGAAGAUAGUCCUGCGGAGAUUCUAAGGGUCAUGUCAGACGGCACAACAAGUUCCCAAAUGGGAACAAGCAGUUCUUCAACUUCGACUGAGUCAUCUGGAGAGACAGGAGAAGGAGAAGAACAAGACAAACACGGAGAAAAUUCAGACAAACAAUCAGAACAAGACAAGCAGAAGGACCAUUCAGACAAACAAUCAGACGAAGUACAAAAGACAUCGCCAUCGUCCUGGCCCAUUUUUCGCGCCCGUCCAGAUCAAAUAGUGUCGCUUUUCACAGUAAAGUACGACUUCAACACGGAUGGGCGCGUCGGUGUUGAAGCCUGGCGACAUUCAGGUGCAGCAUCACAGCCGUUGUCAGAACGGGCCCCGUCUUUUACUGAUACUGUCGUCACUUCGUAGUCAGUGUACACCCCGUCUUUUACUGAUACUGUCGUCACUUCGCAGUCAGGCAGGUAAUGCAGUUAAUGUUACUCAACUACGAAGCAAUCAGGAGGACGCGGAUAAAAGUUCUUGUAGAUGAUACGUAUGAUAAACGAGUUGUUUGUACUAAGUAGACACCGCUGUUACUACGUCGAUAAGAGUUGUUCACCUCAACCGAGCUGUGAAGGAGUGGUAGUCGUCGCAACAAAUGCGACAGCUUGCUGCUGCCAUUGCUAUGGAAUCAAUUAACUUCUAAUGCUAUC
Amoebophrya sp. A25 is the source of this 3664-nucleotide messenger RNA. NCBI's taxonomy places the organism in Eukaryota, Dinophyceae, Syndiniales, Amoebophryaceae. The record is from the annotation of a GenBank genome assembly.